AUAAGACAAUCAAAAUGGUUUUCUUCAGAAGAUUUCCAACAAUUCUAUUAAUACUCGUGAUAUGGAGGACGAUAUCUGUGUUCGUUAUUCAAACGGCUCAUGUUCCAGACGAAUAUUGGCAGUCUAUCGAAGUUGCCCAUCGGCUGGCAUUUGGCUAUGGAUACCUAACCUGGGAAUGGCAAGAUGGGAUACGUAGUUACAUUUACCCAUUUUUGAUAUCGCUACUCUAUCGGUUACUGGGAUUUCUCAAUUUUGACCAUGUUGUACUCAUUACAACUUUGCCAUGUAUUCUUCAGGCUCUCCUCAGUGCUUAUGCCGACUACAGAUUCUAUAUUUGGACCAGAAAUAAAUGGGCCUUGUUCAACUUUUGUACCAAUUGGUACUGGUACUACUGUGCUCCCAGGACUAUGCUCAACACCUUGGAGACCUCGCUGACCACAAUUGCCUUGUCAAUAUUCCCAUGGAGGGACAGUAAUUCCAAAAGCAUUCACUAUUUGUGGAUUGUUGCAUUUCUGUGCGCAAUGAGACCUACGGCAGUAAUUGUUUGGAGCCCAUUAUGCCUGUUUCACAUAGUAACGACUCCGGAGAACCAAUUCUUUUUGCUCAUCAAAUAUCUAGGAAUAGGGGUGGCUAUUUUAGUCAUUUCUACUUUGGUCGAUUCUAUUUGCUAUGGGAAACUCAUCAUAUCCCAAUUGGAAUUCCUUCGUGCUAAUGUUUUCAACCAGAUGGGAAGCUUCUAUGGGACCUAUCACUUGUCAUGGUAUUUAACCCAAGGUAUGCCUGUACUCUUGGGAUUACACUGUAUACCUUUUCUGUUCACUGCUUGGCAAGUCUUGAAACAACCGGUGAAAUUUCAUCGGCAGGCUGUAAUGCUCGCUACAAUUACAUGGACAGUAGCUGUUUACUCUACAAUAGCUCACAAGGAAUUUAGAUUCAUACUGCCUCUCCUACCAUUAUUCACCUGCCUGAGUACUACUGGAAUUCUUCGCUUCAGCUAUGUUUUGUUACCAUCCAGGCAAAGAAUGCUCACUGGUAUGUUAGUUCUGACUAAUUUAGUGCCUGCCAUCUACUUCUGUUUGAUUCAUCAGCGAGGGUCUCUAGAUGUGAUGAAAAUUCUGCACCAGGAAUCCAUUACUACGAGAUAUUAUGACAUGAAUAUUCUUUUCCUAACACCAUGUCAUGCUACUCCACUUUACAGCCACUUGCAUGCCAAUGUAAGCACCAGGUUCCUUACUUGUGAGCCAAAUUUGAAACAUCAAGAGAACUAUACGGAUGAAGUAACUGGAUUUUUUCGAAAUCCGAUGAUGUGGUUGAACAGAACUUACGUGGAAGGGGAGAAUUCCCAGAUGCCAACACAUGUGGUGUUGUUUGAUAGGCUUGCACCUGAAAUUCACCAGUUUCUUCAGCAAUAUGUACAAAUUGCUAAACUGUUUUAUGCUCAUUUCACAGAAGGAAACUAUGGUUCAUAUUUAUUUGUUUACACAAAAAAAUGAAGAAAGCGGUCUUGACGGAGCUGAUUAACAGAGAACAUUAGCCACACCCAUACCUUUUUUCUAAAAUUUGUUUAGUUUAAUCUUCGACAGCCCAAAACUAUAUUUUUCAAUUUAAUCUCCUGCUAAUAAUUCUUUCAUUUCGGUGUUGUAUAAUGUAAUUGUAAGCUGUUCAUCUGUUAAAUUUGGCCAAACAUCUAUUUGAUCUGUCGAUUUACGAAGUGAUCAUCUUUUGACAAAGUGUGAUAUAGUAUGUGCCUGUCGAUACAGUGGUAUACACUGCGAAUGAAGAUGGAAGAAUUGAGACAAACUGCAAUUGUCAAGGAUUCAAUUUUUGGGAGGCUUGAUAGUCAAGAUGUCAUCAACUAUUAGUUUUCAAUGCAAAGAAUGGUUAAUUUUAUGAGAACUAUCACGGUAUAAUGAACCUUAUAAUAAACCUUAUUAUCAUUUCAUUCAAAAAAUGAUAAGAUAUAAAUAAAUUAAUUUGUGUAA
This is a messenger RNA of Athalia rosae (coleseed sawfly), 1982 nucleotides long. RefSeq names its product GPI mannosyltransferase 3 (gene PIG-B). The coding region runs from base 15 to 1493 and encodes 492 amino acids. Gene Ontology annotation, biological process: GPI anchor biosynthetic process. The record is from RefSeq and is a predicted model, not a curated record. The transcript has a single exon. Gene Ontology annotation, molecular function: alpha-1,2-mannosyltransferase activity. Gene Ontology annotation, cellular component: endoplasmic reticulum membrane. NCBI's taxonomy places the organism in Eukaryota, Metazoa, Arthropoda, Insecta, Hymenoptera, Athaliidae.